Molecule: messenger RNA, 3649 nt
Organism: Acanthaster planci (crown-of-thorns starfish)
Lineage: Eukaryota; Metazoa; Echinodermata; Asteroidea; Valvatida; Acanthasteridae
Product: atlastin-2-like
Molecular function (GO): GTPase activity; GTP binding
Source: RefSeq, a predicted model, not a curated record
CUCUAUAGUUUUGAUUUAAAAAUCUUAGGCUUAGAAAUGAUCGCAACUCAUCACAAGCAUCGUUGAAAUCAAGUCCAUCCACCAACCAUGCCGCCGAUACCAGACACAUUUGGUGAGCCGCUCCAGAUAGUCACCACGUCCGACGGGCAUGGUUUUGAACUGAACGAAGAUCUCCUGGCCCAAAUCCUUCUGGACCAGAGAAUACGAGACAAGAAGGUGUGUGUGCUGUCAGUGGCUGGGGCCUUCCGCAAGGGCAAGUCAUUCCUGCUGGACUUCUUGCUGAGAUACCUUACCAAACAGGUUUGUGUCAUAGAUGGUGUCCCUGAUUGGCUGGGAAGGGAGGACCAGCCCUUGGAUGGUUUUUCCUGGCGGGGCGGAUCAGAGAGGGAAACCACCGGUAUAUGGAUAUGGAGCAAAGUAUUUCUGUGCCCCGGACCCAAUGGAGAACAGGUUGCCGUUAUGUUAAUGGACACCCAAGGAGCAUUUGACAGUGAGUCUACUGUCAAGGACUGCGCCACCGUCUUUGCUCUCAGCACCAUGACAAGCUCUGUUCAGGUGUAUAACUUGAGCCAGAAUAUACAAGAGGAUGACCUGCAACAUCUACAGCUCUUCACAGAGUAUGGUCGCCUGGCCAUGGAGAACAGCAGUGACAAGCCAUUCCAGUCUUUAAUGUUCCUUGUACGAGAUUGGAGUUAUCCUUACGAGUAUAACUACGGCGAGCAAGGUGGAAAUCAAGUUUUAGAAAAACGAAUCAAGCAAUGUGGGAACAAGCACGAGGAGCUGCUGCAGGUCCGUCGUCACAUCCACUCCUGCUUUGAGAAGAUCGGCUGUUUCCUGAUGCCACACCCGGGCAUGGCCGUGGCGAGGAAUCCCAAAUUUGACGGGCGGUUGUCCGACAUUGAUGCAGAGUUCAAAGAACAACUGCACUAUCUAGCUCCUCUGCUCCUGUCCAGAGAGAACCUUCUAAUGAAAGAGAUCAACGGCACCAAAGUCACAUGCCGAGCACUUUUAGAGUACUUCAAGGCUUAUAUGAAGAUUUAUCAGGGGAACGAGCUACCUGAGCCCAAAACCAUGUUACAUGCAACUGCCGAAGCCAACAACCUGGCAGCUGUGGCUGGUGCUAAGGACAAGUAUGUCAAAGAGAUAGAAGAGGUUUGUGGUGGAGAGAAGCCCUACCUGAGCCCAGAGGAGUUGGAGAAGCACCAUGAGCGGAUCAAAGCAGCGGCCCUGGCCCAGUUCAACGAAACCCGCAAGAUGGGCGGGGAGGAGUUCAGCCAACCAUACUGCGACGGACUCAUGGCCGACUUGGACGAAACCUACGAGCAGUACCUCAAGCACAAUGACAGCAAGAACCUUUUCAACGUGGCUCGCACCCCCAUCACGCUGGUGGUCACCAUGCUGGUCAUGUACAUCCUCUCUGGCCUCUUCGGACUCGUUGGACUCUAUUCCAUGGCCAACAUGGCCAACACACUGCUGGGUCUGGCACUGGUGUGCGUCACAGUCUGGGCCUACAUCCGUUACAGCGGAAAAUAUAGCGAGGUUGGGGUGUACAUCGACAGCGGCGCAGAGUUCGUCUGGGUGCAGAUUUUUGGGCCAAUCUACAAGCAGGCCAUGAGUCAAAAGAAAAAACAGGAUAAGAAGAAGAAGUAGACAAGGAAAUCUCCACCCGGAUGGUUUGGUAUUGUAGUCUUGCCUUGUCGUAAUACAUCAAAGGCUCAAUGACAGAGAUUCAGAGUUGUUCCCAAUCUGACACAACAUUUGGUGGUUAAAAGGGGGCUUGUAGUAGUUGCUGCCUUGCUUGCAGCAUUUCUUUAACCCUAACACUCCUCAGUCCUCCAACAGGUGAAGGAUUGAGGAGGGUUAGGGUUAAUGGUGAUUUUUGCCAUCACUUGAGCUUAAAAUACUAUAAUCACUCCUACAGUUGGAUCAUUAUGCACGGUGUAAAUGGAGCGACACCAUUUUUUCCCCUUUUGUUAUAUAAAAGCACCUUUAAUAUUCAGUCAAGAAUGAAAGUAACUGUUUGUCCAUUCAUUUUUGACUGUGGAUGAGAGUAAAAUGGAUCAAAGACAAAAAACUCUGUAGUUUCACGCCAAUUGUAGCCUGCAAGCUGAUUGUGGGGAAGUCCAAAUGAUGGCAGAAAUUUGUAACCACCAUGAAUGUACACAGAGAUAAUGUGACUUACCACCUGUAUCAAAUUUUAUGUGUCUUGUGCAUGCAGGACACUAGCCAAAACAGAAUUGCAUCAAGCCACCUGUCUGCCUGUCGUGGGAAAGUGCAGAAAGUAUUUAGGACAGGCACUUUUUGCUUCUACCAAAGUUACAAACCCCCAGUUAUUUCAUAGAUCUUUAACACUGGUAAAUGAAUCUUUAUUCCAAUGGAAGCAUUCAGCACAUUGGAAAUAUAUUUUCUGAUAGCACCAGUGGGGUGACAGUUUGCUGGGAGGGGACUGCCAGGUUUUAACAUUUAUGAGAAUGGACAGGCAGAUAUUGUAAUCCUAGAUGAAACCCUGGGCCGAAGGUAAUCAGCAUUGAAACAUCUAUUGAAUUAGUACAAAUGAAAGGGAAACCCCUGUAAAGUGUUUGAAAUAACAGUAACCUGCAUCACAGCAAGAAUGACCAUGAAAUCUCUGUGAUGGAUCCUUGAGAGCUGCACACUACUGAUGAGAUUGUUUAUCAAUUGUUCCAAGUCUAGCACAGCAUGGACAACCUUGCUGUGUUUGCCUUCAGAUAGUGAAUUGAUAUCUGGCUUGAGUGUUUUCAACAAGCUUUGGUAUGCUAUUUUUUCAAGUGCAGUGCAGUGCAUCUUUGCCAUACUUAAAUGGCACAAAGGCACCUGACAUGUCUGAACGUUUCAAAACCCACAUCCAGUGGUUUCUUGUGUUUGCUCAAAAUCACUCGACACAGCGACUGCAUACUUUGAUACAUGUAUAUGGAAUUCAAGAUUUGAAGGUGCACCCGUACUCUAAAAAUGACAAGUUGUCCAAAGACUCCAAACUGACUGUUGACUCUCCUCAACAGGUCAGCACUAACAAAGCUUGGAACACAGCCGACUUACAAACUAUCAACAGUAGAGGGAGGUCAUUUCUGAGGCAUUUUCAUGACAAUGCCCAUUGUUCAUUAAAGUCAAUAGGACCAGACCUUUACGUUACCCCCACUCCCUGAAGUGACUGAAAGGGAUCGGUUUUGAUUAUAUUGAGAAAUAAGCCAAUUAACUGGAAGUGUGCAGCUUCUGUAUGAAUGGUAACAAGAUCUCACCAAACCCAUAGAAACAAGUAACAGUUAGGUGUUUAAUGAUGAACUGAUAACAAAAAUUAUUUCUUACAUUUGUAUGUGUGGAAUUUUGGCAAUCUGCCAGUGAAAUGCGUUUGCAUCUUUAUCAAGAUUUGUUCCGUGUUACACAAUUGAUAUAUUUUGAAUUUCUAAUUCACCUGGCCUUUCUUGUCAUGUAUGUAUUUUAAAUUAAAAUUUAAUUGCUGUUGCAAACAUUUGUUGUCUAUGUUUUACUAGCCCCGAGAGCUGGAGUUUAAUUAAAGCGUUCUUCCAACUUGUAUUUAUUACACUGAAGGAGUGAGUAUGCCGGAUGCUGUAUCAUUGAACUCUGGCAAACUGUAUUCAUCUGCCCCAAAAUAAAAAAAACAUUGGGUCUGUAA